This is a messenger RNA of Dendroctonus ponderosae (mountain pine beetle), 1838 nucleotides long. RefSeq names its product nuclear pore complex protein Nup50 (gene Nup50). Gene Ontology annotation, cellular component: nuclear pore. Bases 445 to 1794 code for a protein of 449 amino acids. The transcript is spliced from 5 exons. The record is from RefSeq and is a predicted model, not a curated record. Gene Ontology annotation, biological process: protein import into nucleus. Lineage: Eukaryota; Metazoa; Arthropoda; Insecta; Coleoptera; Curculionidae.
AAUGUUGCUUCAGUUUCUCCGCGUUCUAAUACCGCGUAAGAAGCUUUUGACCAUAGAUAAAGACAACUAGGCUUUUGACUUGCAACCUUGAGUUUCAUUGACUGCAAAAAGCCUAUUUGAGAUGGUUAUUUGCAAAAUCUGGCACCGACGUAUAGGGGGUGAAAAGUGACAGUGACAGCCAACUAGAAGCUAGCCUAAAAAACUAUAAAAUUUUGGUGGAGCCGCUGAUUGCCGUUACUACUUCUAGCUUUAAAAAUUACAUAACUCUACUAUUGUUGUUGAUUAACGGUUAAAUAGAUUAACUGGUUGAUGCAAAUUCUCCUUGCCCGUCUGGAGUGGUACCUUAGUGGCAGUUAACCUUGCUCUUGUAACUUCGCCAUCAGUUCCCACGGGGUCAAUUAAGGCCGGCUUUAUCCACCUUUCGGCGGCGACUUCACAAUAUUAAUGGCUGGAAAGCGGAGCGCCUCCAACGAUUUGAAUCACGACAACUGGAACCAGGAAGAUGAACCGGAGGAACGGGGCACAUUCCAAAAGGCUUCGGACAAUGCCUUGAAAAGCCGUAUAAUUAAAACUGCCAGAAGGCGAAACCCCAUUCAUAGUGAAGAUGGUGAAACCACUAGCGCCUUUGGAAGCUUUUCCGGCUUCUCAACCAAGCCAGUUAGUGCAGACUUUUCAUUCCUCAAAGAUGUUAUCAACCCGCACGAAGCGACUAAGACAAACGGCGUUGGCAAAGCCGAAAGUACGACUAAAUCAGAACCAAGUGCAUCAUUUUCACAAACUUUAACGGGAAGUAUUUUCGGUGCUUCGACCCCUUCUAACCGUGCAAAUAUAUUUGGCGCUAGUACAACCGCUUCAAGUAACACAUCAGUUCCUAUCUCCCCAAUCGGUAGCAAAAAAUCUGAAAAAUACUGCUCCAAAUUGAAAGGUUUGAACGAGAGCGUAUCUAAGUGGAUAGCAAAGAAAGUGGAAGAAAAUCCGCUGAUUAGUUUACAGCCGAUCUUCAAAGACUACGACCGGUAUUUGGAGGAUAUUGAAAAAGAGGAAAGCGAAAAGACGGCCAGUACCGUAGCACCAGCACUAAAAGCUAAUACUGCAGAUGAACAAAGCGCUAAGAAAACUUCGGACGAUCCACUGAAACAAGAACAAACUACAACCAUUCCAACGUUUAAAUUCGGGGCUUCUAGCACAGCGGUCAGUUCCACUGGACCAACCUUCACUUUUGGGUCCGCCGCCAAUGCUUCCGGCAGCACAAAAUCCUUUUCAUUUGGUUCAACCACCACCAACUUAACUUCGUCGAUUUCGUUUGGAAGCAGCAAUCCAUCAACAGGCUUUACAUUUAAUCCUUCUGCUGCGGGAAGUGGUUUGGGAGAUGGACCCAAAACUGAGACAGAUAAAUCAAAAGAAAAUGACGAAGACGCUGAAGAUGAGCCCCCAAAAGUGGAAUUCAAGGCAGUGGUCGAAAGCGAUUCAGUCUACUCAACCAGGUGCAAAGUUUUCGUUAAAAAAGGCGAGAACUUCGGAGAUAGAGGAGUAGGAAACUUGUAUUUAAAACCCAUUGAAGGCAGUGGCAAGUUCCAACUUGUUGUCAGAGCGGACACGAAUCUAGGCAACUUAUUGCUGAACUUUAUACUUUCCGAAAGCGUGCCCACAAAACGAUUGGGUAAGAAAGAUGUUAUGGUUGUGGCCAUUCCUACUCCAGAUGCACAGCCGCCGCCCACCCCGGUGCUUCUACGGGUAAAAACGCCUGAAGACGCCGACAAAUUGCUGGAGGUGUUGGAGGAACAUAAAAAGUAGCUGUAUAAGAGAUAACGUGGUAAUAAAUGAAGGUUUUAGAUAAG